CUCCGGAGUUGACUGUUACAAUACUGACCUCCAGUGUGUGCACAGAAGGACAAAGCAUAGCGCACUCUCAUGGAUGCGGGACUUCGCUCCUGUCAGUUUGCGUUCUGACAGCAACGUGACCUCCAGCGAGUUCUUGAUACUGAAACAGACCUUCAAGAGUCACAUUCUCUGUCCGAUCUGUCACUGUCAGCCACUUUGCACUGACAAUGCAGGUGGACAGGGCGUACAUUAAACGGGAGCUCCCCAGCAGCAGCCUGCACUGAUUGUAUCGAGGAUUCCUGGAUAUAUAAUCAGUCACAAAACAUAAAUAAAUAAAGAAAAAUACUUUGCUUAUUUGCCAGCUCUUCGUCUCAUCCAACAAUCGCUCCCGUUUCUGCUCCGGGGCGCAGCGGAUUCCUGCUACUUCUUUCUAAUAAAAAAAAGAAAAGAAAAAAAAAAGAAGAAGACACGUGGUUGUUACAAACCUCUCUCAGGACACAGCGGGGAGGCGGAGGUGGAGAGAUGCGGACUCAGUCGGGAUGGGAGAGGACGCGGUGAGGAGAGAGUCCGCUUUCUGACCGUGGACAUUUUUGCUGCUGAGCAGCCUGUUCGUUUCUGGAAUAAGGACUUAAACGACUUUCAGAGAACGGGCUUUUUCUCUUCAUCUCUCUGACUGCUUUUCCAGAGGAGAGACUUGCACGCAGGAUGUGGAAGAUUGCAGGCGCGGAGGAAAGAACCAUGACAUUUCAUGUAGACUUCAGUCGUGAAAUGUGCUCUCUUCUAUUAAAUACAGGUCUCUGCAGAUUUUUUCCGCACAAUUCAGUUUUUUAAAAGUCAUCCUCUGAAUAAAAAAUGGAUUACUUGAACAUCUCCAGCCUGGAAGACGGGAUUGAGGAAAAAAAUAUUUCCUUUAAUUCCACCUCUGAAAGCCAGUACACCCAGCUCGCUAUCUGGGGUCUUGCUGGACUUGUCGGUUUCCUGAUUUUGUUUACAAUAGUCGGGAACGUCUUGGUAGUCAUUGCCGUUUUAACGAGCAGAGCUCUAAAACCACCCCAGAACCUUUUCCUCGUUUCCCUGGCUAGUGCGGACAUAUUGGUGGCCACUCUGGUCAUGCCCUUUUCUCUGGCAAAUGAGCUCAUGGGCUAUUGGUUUUUUGGCAAAAUCUGGUGUGACAUCUACCUGGCUCUGGAUGUUUUAUUUUGCACCUCCUCUAUUGUCCACCUCUGUGCUAUUAGUUUGGACAGGUACUGGUCAGUGACACAGGCAGUAGAGUAUAACUUAAAGAGAACACCUAAACGAGUUAAAAGCAUGAUUGUGGUGGUCUGGUUGAUCUCAGCCGUCAUCUCCUUCCCACCACUAAUAUCAAUGGACAGGAGCAUCAGUGAGGCCCAACCCGAGUGUUUGCUAAAUGAGGACACCUGGUACAUCCUCUACUCCAGCAUCGGCUCGUUCUUUGCCCCAUGUAUUAUUAUGAUCUUGGUCUAUAUUCGUAUUUACCAAGUGGCAAAAACCAGGACCAGAACAAUGUCAGAGAAGAAGAGGGAUGUGGAUUCACCACUGGAGAAUGGGAUGGACAAAGCUGAACCAGGCAUAGGCGGGUCUUUAAAGUCCAACAGGGGCGGGAGCACGAAGAGCCAGGAACGUGAGAAUGGGCACUGCCAGGAGCAAGCAGUUCGAUCCCCCUUACCAAAUGAGCCGAAACAUCCACUGACAGACCACGACGAUGACUACGACGACAGCAGCUCAUCAGACGAGAAACCUAAGAAAAGUUCCAGUUCCUCAAAACACCACCAAGAAGACAGGAAGGACCAGAAGUCCAGGCGGAAGAGCAGCUCCGCCUCUAAAUACUCCAGCAGAAAGUCCCGUGCCAGUUCCAAAUCCAUGGAGCUGUUCUCAUCUCGCCGCAAACGCAGGAGCACCGUCAACCGUAAGAAAGUCUCCGCCGCACGGGAGAAGCGCUUCACCUUUGUUCUCGCUGUUGUGAUGGGCGUGUUCGUCCUGUGCUGGUUCCCGUUCUUCUUCUCCUACAGCCUCUACGGCAUCUGCCGUAGGUCAUGCAAGAUCCCUGAUAUGCUGUUCAAGUUCUUUUUCUGGAUUGGCUACUGUAACAGCUCAUUAAACCCAGUCAUCUACACCAUCUUCAACCAGGACUUCCGCAGAGCCUUCCAGAAGAUCCUCUGUAAAUCAUGGAAACGCACAUUUUAAAGGUGUGCUGCAUGUCCGAGUUUGUAACGGACAUUUGAUCCUGCAGACGUACAGUAACAGUAUUCCCAGCUGUUUGAUAAAGUGCUGGCCUGGAGUGCUUUCACACAUUUACUUUCAGGGAUUGCCUUUGAAAUGAGGGGCCGCUUAGUGGAUCAAAGGACUCAACUAAGAUAGAAAAAGGGGUUUAAAAUACAAGAAUAAGCUGUCUCAUAAUAUUCACAAAAGAGACUGUCAUGCACUGCCUUUCUACGGACGCUUUUAGACUCUGAUGCAGGCUUUGGCUCUUUCCCCCUCCACAAUGACUUCUCCUUUCUGCAUUUAAAUGAAACAAACAGACUCCUCACAGUUGCUGGGAUGCAUGCCUGCCACAGUGGCUUCACUUGGAUAAACUUUAGAGACAGUUGAUUUGCAGUGUAACGUCAUUCACUGAAUAUAAUGCGAAGGCCUUGACAAUCUCCACAAGAGCAUAUAGUUUGUAGUCGACGUAAGGCGGUAGAAUCUAUCUUUUCUCUCUGUCUCUGACUGUUUUUUCUUGACUUUCUACUACUCUCAACUUGAGGACCAAUGGGAUGAAGGGGCUCAUUGCAUACUGUUACAGUAGCAAAACUGUUUCACACAAAAAAAAAGACUUAUCCUGAAAAACGACAAAGUUCAGUUCUGCUUCAGUGUUUUGCGUGAGGCGGAAACAUGUCCAAACUGUAAUCAGCAGCAGAAACCUGUCAUGGCACAGUUAAUGGUGAACCUGGACUGGAUGGUAUGUACAGCAGACUGGCAUCUAUUGUGAUUUUCCUUUUCCAGGCAUGUAUUUGCACCUUCCUGUCCCCUCCGAAAAAAUACAGAUAUACUACUGAAGCAGAUGGGCACCUACUGAGGCAUUCACUGUGUGUGUGUGUGUGUGUGUGUGUGUGUGUGUGUGUGUGUGUGUGUGUGUGUGUGUGUGUGUGUAAAAGAGGAAGAGGAGUCAAAAUGAAUAACCUGUGAAUCUGUGUUGUGAUAAAAUGAGUCGUGGGUUUACCGCAUCUUAUCCCAACUGCCGUCAGUGAUUGCGUGAAUGUGUGUGUGUUUACGGCUGCUUUCUACAAUGACCUGAUUCUCUCCGACCAAGUGUCUGUCUGUUCUACUUUUUGUCAGCCCUCUUUUCUCUCCCUAAUAGUCACAGUAAAACCAAACACUUUAUUGAACUUUUUUAGCGUCUGCUGCUCCCACACAGCUAAGAACACCCAUUAGCAUCAUGUACAUAAUGACAUAAAACUGAUUUAUUCAGCCACAAUGUUUAUCUUUACCUUUCAAGCAUUUAUAGCCAGAAGGGCUAAUGCUUUCUUGUGUAAAUAACCAGGGAGAUUACAGUACUAUUGUGUGGCAUCUCAUAAUCACACAUGUAUCAAUAUGAUAAAAAUGUUUUGUUUGUAUGAUGAACAACGCUCAGAAAGACUUUCGUGUUACACCGACCUCUGUCCUUUUCUAAAAGAACAAGUGUUUACUUCUCUGCUUUGAGCACAUUUGAAAAGAUCAAAUAAAGACAUCAGUUCAAUUGUCCUGUGCAGAUUGCAUGAAUGCAUAUUUGUUAUCAUCAAUCAUUUUAAGGAAGCUUCUUUGGUAGGUUGUUGUUGUUCAGGCAAAUGUGAAAAUAAUCCACUAAAAAUAGGACAAAUGCAGAAAAUGGGAAUGUUUUCAGCUCAGGAAUGUAAAAGUGUAGGUCAGGUGAUGUUUUGCUGACUUUCAAAGAUCCUCAUUGUAAUAGAUGUCUAUUAAGUCAUCAUCUCACCAAAUGAGAUAAAGUGAUUGAACCUGGAAAUUUGUGAAAGUCGUUAAAAUUAAAGGAUUUGGAACUGUGACUGGGAACUGGAAACAUUCCAUGUGCACUUAGUGACGCAUUAUCCAUUACUCAACACUUAACAGUGUACCAGAGGCAACACUCUUUGCCUGCAGUUACCACUUACUACCACAGGAGAUGCUAAAUAGAGAAAAGAGAUGUUUAAGGCUAUCACUUUACAUGUUUCCUGUAUGUUUAUAGAGUAAAUAAGUCAAUAAAAUAGCUUUUUAUUACAUUUAAA
Mugil cephalus (flathead mullet) is the source of this 4238-nucleotide messenger RNA. It is a transcript of the gene adra2c, whose product is annotated as adrenoceptor alpha 2C. The record is from RefSeq and is a predicted model, not a curated record. Gene Ontology annotation, molecular function: alpha2-adrenergic receptor activity. The transcript has a single exon. Gene Ontology annotation, cellular component: membrane. Gene Ontology annotation, biological process: regulation of vasoconstriction; adenylate cyclase-activating adrenergic receptor signaling pathway; regulation of smooth muscle contraction. NCBI's taxonomy places the organism in Eukaryota, Metazoa, Chordata, Actinopteri, Mugiliformes, Mugilidae. Bases 832 to 2184 code for a protein of 450 amino acids.